Molecule: messenger RNA, 3851 nt
Organism: Cololabis saira (Pacific saury)
Lineage: Eukaryota; Metazoa; Chordata; Actinopteri; Beloniformes; Belonidae
Gene: garem2
Product: GRB2 associated, regulator of MAPK1-like
Exons: 7
Coding region: 150-2321 (723 amino acids)
Source: RefSeq, a predicted model, not a curated record
CGCGAGCGGCUCCCUCUCCCUCUCCCUCUCUCCUCACUUCAAACAUGGAGAAAGUCUGUGCGUUGACAGCAGCACCUCCACCGCCGACCCCCGCCUCCCUCCCGGCCCCGCCACCCCCGUCCUCCCCGGUACCGUGAUGCCCCAGGAGGAUGGAGAAGCUGUCGGCCAGCCUGUCGGAGACCACCUGGAGCCCCUCGGCGCUGCCGCUGGACGCGGUGGUCAGCAAGUUCCGCCUGCCCACGCUGGUCCGCCUGGCUCACGGUGAAUGCGUAGAGGGUCUCUCCGAGGAGGAUGUGGUGCUGCUGCACUCCUGCCGUCAGUGGACCACGGUGACGGCCCACAGCUUAGAGGAGGGACACUACGUAAUUGGACCCAAGAUUGACAUUCCGCUGCAGUACCAGGGCAAGUUCAAGUUGCUGGAUGAAGACCGGGACGUCAGUGAUCCGGUCCAGUACUUCUCCAGUGUAGAGGAGGUUGCUGGAGUCUUCCCUGACCGGGUCUUUGUCUUGGAGACAAUCACUUUUAGUGUCAAGGUGGUUUCGGGGGAGUUCAGUGAAGACAGCGAGCCGUAUAGCUUCACUCUGCAGGCUGGAGAUGAGCUGUCCCUCAUGGGGAAGGCAGAGCUUCUCUGUGCCACUUCUCCCAAGGAGAAGACGGGACUGGGUGCUCUCCUGAGGCGCCUGGGAAAGACUCCUAGAAGUAAAACUCCUUGCCUGGUCUGUAUGAACCACCGCACAAAUCAGAGCGUCAGCCUACCCUUUGGCUGCCGUGGACGCUUCUGCACACGCUCCCCCCUGGAGCAAGGCAUGCUGGGAGGGGAGCACACGGUACGCAGCAUCAUCGAGAGAGUCCGCCUCCCCGUCAACGUGUUUGUGCCGUCGCGGCCGCCACGGAACCCCUACGAUCGCCACGUGGUGCGGGAGGGUCACCGCUACAAGCUGCUCAACAUCGUCAGCAAGACGGUGGUGCUCUGCAUGGUGCUGCGGCGGCAGGAGGUCUCCCCGUCACACUUCCUGCUGCUCCGUUGCAUGCCCUCUUUCAACGUGGCCGAGGCUUCAGUUCACACCGCGGCACUGGAGAGCCUGUUUCUGCGACACGCCUUCGACCCGGACGCCUACUCCCGCGCCGUCAGAGAGACCCGGCCGGAGCUGGAGUGUAUGACGGAGGAGUGUGUGAGCCCACGGCGCUCGCGGCUGUGUGUGUCCGGCCAGGACUCGCUGGCACCGGCGCUGCAGCGCCUCUCUAUGUGCGGGUACGUCGGCGGGGUCUCGGAGAGCAUCUCCCAGCGCUGCCAGGACUCUUUUGGAGAGCGGCUGGGGGAGGGACCAGGUGAGGAGAGGGAGUACGUGACUCCCGAGUGGACUGAGAAUGAAAUGAGGAACAGUGAGGAAAUCCCUUACGAGGAACUCUGGACUAAUCAGACUGCUGAGGGCUUGGGAAAGGAGCCCAACCUCAUAUCCUUCCAUUCGUCUUCCUCAUUGGAUGGUACUCUUGGCACCAUGGUAACAAAAGUGUCUACCCCACCGCCCGUACCUCCGAAAUCUGAUGCUGUGAGGGAGGAGUGUCGCUACUUGAUUGCCCCUCCGGUGCCCCCUCGCUGCUCCAAAGGAGGCUCCAUCUCCAGUCCAGCUCCCAGCCCUCCUGUCCCACCUCGCUUCCCCAAGACAUCUGUCUCGCCAAGACCAAACCUCUCCUUCUACUCCUCCGGACUACAUGACAGCUGCUCGCCCUCUCCAGAUGCCACCCUCUACUGUUACCCGUGUUCCUGGGGCGACUGCCCCGCUCCCAACCCAACCAGUCCUGAGCCCGUCUCUGCCUUCCCUGCAGAAAACACGCCCAACCCUCAGCCCGCGCAGGCCACCUGGGCUGAACCGUGGGUCGAUUCCUUCACUUCCUCUGGACCCAAACUCAGGCCGCCACCCCCACAGAGUAGGUUUGCUCCCUUCGGUGCAUUGAACCCUUUCAACCGCCAGUCCCCGUGCCCCUCGCCUGAGCCCACAGCCACUCCCACAACAGAUUCUUCCAGAGGCGCAGAAGGUGGCGGGACGUCGGCGGGGGUCACCGAAGCUUCCCCUCAGCCCCCUGACCCCACCUGGCGGCCCCCCGCGGACCUGUCGGCGCUGUCGCUGGAGGAGGUGUCUGCGAGCCUGCGGUUCAUCGGCCUGCCCGAGGCAGCGGUGGCCGUGUUCCAGAGGGAGAGAAUAGACGGCAGCCUCCUGGUGCAGCUGACCGAGGACAUCCUGUCACAUGAUUUCCACCUGAGCCGACUUCAUGUGACCAAAAUCACACAAUUCAUACAGGGCUGGAGGCCUAAAAUCUAAUAGAUCCCACUGUCCCGGUGGUGUGUACCUGUUGGCGCCUGAGCCUCCAUCUGAAUGUGCCUUUCACUGUGACCUACUGGCUGCUGAGCCCCACUCACUGAAGCAGAAGGAAACCACUCCACACUGUGGUCAAACUGUAGAACUGACGCCUGACAUGCUGACUGCAUAUUUCCGGUCUGAAUCGCAGACUGGAACUAGUUUACUAACAGUGACUCCAACAGACAAAAGUGCCCCCUUUCAGUUUGUUUGGGGAGCCAACCACAGUGUUUCCAUGCAGACCUGCAGCACAGAGGUUUUAGAAGCCUAUGUAGACCUUUGUGUUCUUCCUGUUGUUAUUCCACAUACAAUCUUUUAUCAGGUGAAAACCUUCCUUCAUUUUAAAUAAAUAAUGUCUUUUUUUUUAAAGAAACAGAAUUUUUAGAAGUGUUUAGGUGUUUUAUUAUUUGCACCACAGAAGGUGCUCAGUGGUUUUUAACAUAAGGUACAAUGAGAGCUCUGUUGUUGGCCAGAUGGCCUGAGAGAGCACCGUUGUAACACCCCGAUCCCGUCCCCUCCGCCGGGUUCUUGCACAAUCUUCUUCAACUGUUUGACAGGUUAUUCCAGCUAAGAAAUAGCUAUGUAUUUAAAGAUAAAUAAAAAUGAAAGAUGAAGCAUGUAUGUCAGUGAAAUAAAAGAUUGAGCCUAAACUUUACAUGAUACAGACUUGUGUAGUCAGGCCACUUUGUGCUUUGUUGUUUUCUUUAAUGUUAUUCCCUUUUUUAGGUGAAAGGUAUGAAUAAUGUGUUGACAUGAAGUAAUAGGAUUUUGAACUACUUCACAAAGAGAUUUCCUUUAAUGUAGCUCAGAUUGUUUGCUCAGAAUCAGACAUGCUUGAUUUAGAAAUACAUAAAAUUGAAUGUUAUCAUAAACUCAGUUUUCUUUUUAUUUAAUUCAUACCAAAAUAUGAGAGGUAUAAAAAAAAGAUAUAAAGCCCAAGGGAACAAAGCAGUUGGGAACACUUAAAGGAAAGUUUGUAAAAUGAGAGAAAUUAGUUUUUCCUUGAAUAUAUUUUCACAGAAGUUGUGACUAAAAGAUGAACUGACUGAAGGAAAAAUUAUCUUUUGCAAAACAUCACAAUUGUUACAAAAAAUCAAAUCUACCCAGAACUAAUUCUCUACUAUUAGAGCAACAAAAUGACCUGACGUUUCCAGGAUCAGGUCAUUCAGAUAUUUUUCAAAAUGCAGUUUAUGUUGUUGUAAACGUAUUAUUACUUGUGAUUUUCCUGUUGCCAUGCAAACUGCUUUUGCGUUUGUGGAUGAUGACAUGAACCUCUUUAUCUCUUAAUAUUCUUUCUGGGCUGCAGAAAAGUUAGUAAGCGAAUUAUUGAUGUAAAGUUUGUGAAACUGUUUCUCCUGACAUCUCAAAGAAGACCCCCCCCCCCCCCGUUCCUCCCCCUCCCACCCCGUGGUCUGGCAUACCCAGGAAAUGUUGAUGUGCUUUCUCUGACCAUGUAACAGAAAGGCCAUUGUCGUCGGGGAAAUGCGGAAAUGA